AUGGAUUUUCAAAAACAACAAGAAACAAAUAAAAAUGAUCGUAUUAUAAUAAAUGUAUGUGGUAAUCGUUAUGAAACAUGGCGAACAACACUUGAACUUUAUCCAGAUACAUUACUUGGAAAUGAGAAACGACGUAGAUAUUAUUAUGACAAAACUCGUAAAGAAUAUUUUUUUGAUCGUCAUCGUACGUGUUUUGAAGCAAUACUUUAUUAUUAUCAAUCGCAUGGUCGUUUAAGACGACCUGAAUAUAUUCCACUUGAUAUAUUUAUUGAAGAAGUUACUUUUUUUCAAUUAGGAGAACAAGCACUUAAGCAAAUACGUAAAGAUGAAAAUAUAAAAGAAGUUAAAAAAGUCCGUUUACCAAAACAUCCUAUUCGAAGAUAUUUAUGGAUAACAAUGGAAUAUCCUGAUUAUUCAAAAACAGCAAAAAUUGUUAAUAUUUUAUCAUUGGCUAUGAUUAUUAUAUCAACUAUUACUCUUUCGAUUGAAACAUUACCACAAUAUGUUGUUUCAGACAAUUUAAAUUGUGAAAAAGAUCACAAUAUAACAGUAACAACUACUUCUCAUGUUAAUAUACGAACAAAAAAUUCAAUUGUAAAAAAUCCAAUACAAAUAGCUUGA
Messenger RNA from Rotaria sp. Silwood2, 621 nucleotides. The record is from the annotation of a GenBank genome assembly. NCBI's taxonomy places the organism in Eukaryota, Metazoa, Rotifera, Eurotatoria, Philodinida, Philodinidae.